Racocetra persica is the source of this 184-nucleotide messenger RNA. NCBI's taxonomy places the organism in Eukaryota, Fungi, Glomeromycota, Glomeromycetes, Diversisporales, Gigasporaceae. The record is from the annotation of a GenBank genome assembly.
UUCUAAUUGCUCAGAUAGUUUAACUUUAGCGAGUUCAUUAUCUACAAUGGAAAUCAAUUCUUGGAAUAGUCAACAUAUCCAUUAUCAGGAUCCUUAUGUCUCUCUACAAGAAAUAGUAGUAUCAGAUACAGAGGAGGAGGAUGAUAGAGUUAAAGUAAGAAAUCCUAUAUGGCAGAACUCCUAA